Talaromyces rugulosus is the source of this 2016-nucleotide messenger RNA. RefSeq lists its product as uncharacterized. Bases 1 to 2016 code for a protein of 671 amino acids. The record is from RefSeq and is a predicted model, not a curated record. The transcript has a single exon. NCBI's taxonomy places the organism in Eukaryota, Fungi, Ascomycota, Eurotiomycetes, Eurotiales, Trichocomaceae. Gene Ontology annotation, molecular function: DNA binding.
AUGAAUGCUGGUCCAAGCUCAAACACGUUCAAUGAUACCCCGCACUGGGAAGAUGCCUGUGACGGUGACAUGCAGGCGAUUUGCGUGGACCCACUUUUGACCUUGAUGAAGAGUGAGAGUCACGGUGCUUAUACGCUCGGGGACGCAUUCGACCAGCUUCCCGGGUUUGAUCCCACUGAUCAAUCUAGCAUUCCACAGAACAUCGAGCAGUCUCAAUUUGAGUUUCCUUCAAAUUUGUUCCCGUUGGAUGUUGACGAAGAUCAGUGGGUCGAUGCUGAGUGGUCAAACUUGACCUCGAUGCUUGGUCGCUCUCAUGUUGAUUCUCUGGAGACCACCGCUCUCUCGUACUCAUCAACUGGCAUUGAUGAUAUCAGUCCGUACUUGGAGCUAUCUACAAUCGCAUAUCCUGCGAUUUCCACUAGUAAUGAGGCCGCAAGCCGCACUGGAUCUUAUGAAGGUUCGGCGCAUACAACGAAACUUUCGCGAGACAAUAUCAAAAUGCUCAGAGAUUGGAAAACCAUGCAUGGAGAAACCUCCAAACCGUCUGGAAAGGAAAUGCAGCGUCUUCAGCAUAUGACUAAACUAUCAGCGGGGCAGAUCAAUAAAUGGUUUGCGCAUUCCAAGCGGCGCAGUAUCGGCGUUGGGGCUCUUCGUCGAGGGACAGCCAGCACACCUUUACAAGAUCAGCCGAAUGCCAUUCCUAGAAACGUCCCAGAACGACCAUCAACUCCUGCAGUACAGAGCAUAUUCACACCCAAUUCACCUGUUGACAACAUGUGUCCAAUGGAAAGGUGGAAAAACUCGCCGCCAGAACAUGAAGCCGCGCUUGUCAGUGACAUUGCAAAGGCAUUGUCCCACUCGGAUCUCCCUUAUUAUCGCGUCGACUCUCAGACUAGCACGCGAUCUCCUUCUCGCGGAGACUCUGUCUCGACUCAAUCCUCCUUCAACGGUGUUUUCCCCGAGCCGUCGAUAUCAUCCGUCGACUCGGAUUUCCAGGGAUCGACAGCCUGGUCUGAUCACUCUGGACAAUCCACACAAUCAGGAACAUCGUCGACCGGAUACCGACGGCGAUCUCGAAAGCGACGGACCAACUAUUCGUCGCGCGCGGUCAAUAUCUUCCGAGCCGACGUGCCCAAGACCUUCCAAUGCACCUUUUGUACCGACACCUUCAAGACCAAGUACGAUUGGUCCAGACAUGAAAAGUCACUUCAUCUCGCACUCGAGUCGUGGACAUGCUCCCCCUUUGGCAGCAUCACGUACGACGAAGACGGAUCUGCGCCAAAAUGCGCGUACUGCAACGCGCCAUCCCCUACGGCUGAGCACCUUCAGACACAUCGGCACCUGGCCUGUGAAGAUCGGCCGGUGCCAGAACGAACAUAUUACCGCAAGGAUCAUCUCAGACAGCACCUCAAACUAGUCCACGGUUGUAAAUUUGUCGCCAGCAUGGAGAAAUGGAAAAGUACGCCGGAAUACGUCCGCUCGCGAUGUGGAUUCUGCGAUGAGGUUCUUACCACAUUAAAAGCCCGCAUAGAUCACCUGGCUGGUCAUUUUCGUGCGGGGGCGUCCAUGUCGGACUGGUCGGGUGGCUGGGGGUUUGAGCCUCAUAUCUCGCAUCUCAUCGAGAACAGCAUCCCGCCGUAUCUCAUUCACCAUGAGCGGAACACUGUGAUUCCGUUUAGUGGAUCCAAAACGCUUUUGGACCACGCUCAGACAAAGGAGGGAAAGCUGGAGCUGUAUUCUCAUCAAAUGACAUAUCCGGCUGCGGGAGACAUUUCGUUGCGCCAGUGCUUCGAGAUGGAGAUCUGUAGCUACAUAAAUGCAACUCUGGCUGAAGAAGGCAGGAUCCCGACGGAUUUGGAAAUUCAAUGUCACGGUCGACGAAUCGUGUUUGGCGAGAACGAUCCGUUGGACUUUACAAUGGCUGAUAAUGCUGUGUGGUUGAAGGAGUUUAGGGAAAGAUACGGGUAUGAUAAUGCAUGUAACGGUGGGAUGUCGUCUCUAGUGCAGUCGACGUAA